Molecule: messenger RNA, 957 nt
Organism: Alternaria rosae
Lineage: Eukaryota; Fungi; Ascomycota; Dothideomycetes; Pleosporales; Pleosporaceae
Exons: 3
Coding region: 59-775 (238 amino acids)
Source: RefSeq, a predicted model, not a curated record
CCAACACUCACUUCAACGCCCACCACUACCAACGGUCUUUGUCUCUGCAACAGCAAACAUGCACGCCAAAAUCGCUGCUCUUCUCCUCCCGGUCCUCGCCGCGGCCAACCCUCUGCCCCAGACUACUACCGACGAUGCUCCUCCCGCAGAGCAGAUCACUAUCGUUGACACGUCAUACUCUGGUAACGGAUGUCCUCAAGGCUCCGUGUCCACCAGUACCUCGACCGACAAGACUGUCAUCACUUACGGAUUCGAUCAAUUCCAGACCUACAUCGGUCCUGGUACCGUGCCAGCGGACCGCAGCAAGAACUGCCAGCUCCACCUAAACUUGAAGUACCCCGGCGGCUUCCAAUACGCCGUGGUAGACGCCACCUACCACGGCUGGGCGCGCCUCGAUGAAGGCGUAACCGGAUCCUUCAUCACGACCUACUACUUCUCGCAAGACGCCGGCAAGACGCAAACCACGCGUAUGUCUGCCGUAGGCGGCGGCGCCCUGCUGAAUGGCCAAGUCUACACCAAGCAAGACAGCGUUGAGACCACCGCUACCAUCUGGUCGCCAUGUGGCCAGAACGGCAUCCUCAACAUCAACAACAGAAUCUCGCUUACGAACAAGAAGUCUGACCAGGCGGGUGAAAUGAGCAACGACGAUGCUACUGUUGCUUUUACCCAGCAGCUUCAUGUUGCGUGGAGGAAGUGCACACCUUCUGGCUCAGGUGGUGGAAGUGGCAGUGUUAUUGGCAUUGGAAGCCCCAGCGCGGAUAUCGACUUUGAGUAGGGGAUGAGUUGGAGUGAGCAUCUAGGUAGCGGGUGGUGAAGGGGUGGCUGUAAAGGAUGGACGAUGAUGGGGUUGGACUUGUAAAUAGUCGAUUACGGUGUUCCUGUUUAGUCGUGAAUGUCAAAGUUGCUGCUUUCUGAAAAGGUCACUCGGUGACGUGAUCUAGAGAAUUUUGGUCUGCC